AUGCCGCUCAUACUGGACGCGCAAAGACUCCGCAGACUGAGAGCUGGAUAUAUGCGCACUCCGAUCGCAGGUGACGCAAGACCUGCUAUCUGGAGCCGUGCUCUUGAAGAAGGCAUCCAGAACGCUCAAUCCUCAAUCAGAAUCGAGCCAAGAAUUGAUGAGAAUAUGAAUGUCCGAGUUCUAGUCCGAGAUGGCGCCAGAGCUGAAUACCAGGAUGGCAGUGUUCCGGAAAACGGCGAUCAGAGGGUUCCAACUCUGGUCAUAACCGGCCCAGGCGCUGAAAACCAGAACCCCAAUGUCGUGGGAACGGCGCACGCACGUGUUGAAGCUCCAGUUACACGUCCAGCUGAAACUGGUGCGGAAUCUAAGAACGACGGCGGAGUUUCUGCUGGUCCCGAGGCAACGGCAGAGCAGCUCAAAGCCCCCAGAAACAACCCGAUGACGCGUGACGAGAUCAUGUCCAUGUGGCUUUCUCGACUUCAGACCGGAAUCGAACCGGAUCCAAUCCCGCCUGUCCCCGAUCGCGGGCCCAUCUACCGGUACCCGGGCCGAGUUAUGAUGCAUCCUGAACAUGAAAGAAUCGUGCGCCGCGCGCUGGGCAAGGAGCGUAUCCUAGUGCCACCUAUCCAACAAGUAGCUGGCGGAUCUCGUCCUUACGUCCACAACUCGGAGCCGCCCAAGCCGAUGAGUGCAUACAUCAAGCUGUGGAAUAACCCGCCGCCACGCUACAUCCCCAAAAAAUAUCGCGCCCCUCCCCGUCGUCCGCGUCCCGAUCGUCCGCCUAAUCCAGAUCUUUACCUGGAGAAAGCGCUGCUCGACGAGAGUCAAAGAUGGCUAGACACCCAAGAUCGACUCAAAGCCGUCGCGGGCAGACGCCUGCUUCGCAAGCAGCUGUUCCAAAUUGGCGCAGCUAAACUGCCUCCUGGCCAGCCAGCGAAUUGGGAUACUCACUGCAACUACAUUCUCUGGACCAGCCGCGGAACCGUUUCGAUGAUUACCGAGCGUUUGCAGGCACUGUUCGGCUUUGACCCUCCGCUGCAGAAGUCCUUCGUCGCUGAGAGACUGAAUGGAGCGAACGCCGGGAAGCAUGCCGAAUUCUUGAAAGAGUUUGCCCCUGGCGAAGCCCACUCGAUCCAACGCGCAGAAGCUCGAUUCGCAAUGCACAAAGCUAAACGUGACGAUCCCAAGGUCCGCAAUGGCUCCCAAGUGAUUGAGGUCGAGCAGUUCAACUAUGACGACUCGCGAUAUGAAAAACCAAGAAGACUGUACAAUGCUCCCGUUGACUGGAAUCGCGAUGAUGACGCCAUCCUCUUUCUGUAUUUGGGACAGGACCCGCGCAAAUUCCUGCAGCACUAUGGUUGGGUUUUCAAGGGAGCGCUGACUGAUCCAUUCAUUCGCGUUCGCAUGGGCCAGGUCACCCAUCUUGGCUUCACUGAGCUCGAGUUGGCAAGAGCUCGGGAGCGUUACGGGAUCAUCCAAGCUAACAUCGCGAACUGA
Messenger RNA from Aspergillus clavatus NRRL 1, 1497 nucleotides. RefSeq lists its product as uncharacterized. The record is from RefSeq and is a predicted model, not a curated record. The coding region runs from base 1 to 1497 and encodes 498 amino acids. Lineage: Eukaryota; Fungi; Ascomycota; Eurotiomycetes; Eurotiales; Aspergillaceae. The transcript has a single exon.